AUGAGUGGAUUCCAAAUUCCUGAGAAGCGUGAGCAGCUUAUCAUUAUGGCCAAACUGGCCGAGCAGUGUGAGCGGUAUGACGAGAUCCUUGUCUGCAUGAAGCGUGUGGUGAAGAUGAAUCCCGUUCUCUCAUCAGAGGAACGCAAUCUCCUUUCAGUGGCGUACAAGAAUGUGAUUGGAGCCCGCCGUGCAUGCUGGCGCAGCAUCACCGCUCUUGAGCAGAAGGAAGAUCUCAAGAAGGAGAAGAAUGUCACUCUCAUCAAGGGAUUUAAAAAGCAAAUUGAGAAGGAGCUGAGUGAUAUCUGCACAGACAUUCUUGAAUUGAUUGAGAAACACCUCCUCCCCCACGCCGACACGGACGAGACAAAGGUAUAUUAUCUCAAGAUGAAGGGUGACUACCACCGCUACUAUGCCGAGAUUGAGACCAACUCGGAAGAACAGAAGAACAAGGCGUUGGAGGCCUACACGCAGGCCCUGCAGUACAACUCUUCCCUCAAGCCAACAAGCCCCAUCCGCCUCGGCCUCGCGCUGAACUUCUCUGUCUUCUACUAUGAGAUAUUAAAGAGCCCCGAUCGUGGCUGCCAACUCGCCCGGCAGGCCUUUGAGGAGGCCCUCAGCGACCCGGACGUGCUGGACGAGGAACAGCACAAGGAGGCCGCUCUCAUCAUGCAGCUGCUGCGGGACAAUCUCGCGCUCUGGACAGAGGACGCCCACCCGGAGGGACAGGACGACGGCACCGCCAUGGAGGAACUCGAGUAG
Trypanosoma theileri is the source of this 759-nucleotide messenger RNA. RefSeq names its product 14-3-3 protein. Gene Ontology annotation, biological process: signal transduction. Gene Ontology annotation, cellular component: cytoplasm. The record is from RefSeq and is a predicted model, not a curated record. The transcript has a single exon. The coding region runs from base 1 to 759 and encodes 252 amino acids. Lineage: Eukaryota; Euglenozoa; Kinetoplastea; Trypanosomatida; Trypanosomatidae.